This is a messenger RNA of Lotus japonicus, 1053 nucleotides long. RefSeq lists its product as uncharacterized. Gene Ontology annotation, biological process: DNA repair; DNA recombination; DNA replication. Gene Ontology annotation, cellular component: nucleus. The record is from RefSeq and is a predicted model, not a curated record. The transcript has 6 exons. Lineage: Eukaryota; Viridiplantae; Streptophyta; Magnoliopsida; Fabales; Fabaceae. Gene Ontology annotation, molecular function: DNA binding. The coding region runs from base 1 to 924 and encodes 307 amino acids.
AUGCAGAGGCUUGUACUCGCCGAAAUCUCCGCCGAUGGAGGAUCCCUGGUGGCGGAGGUUGGGAAUCGGAGUGAAGAGAGCAUUGCUCUCCAUGGGAUUGAUCCUGAUCUUCCCCUCACUAAGAUUGAGGAUGAUGUGCGCGUCUUAACAAUUGAAGAAGAAUUUCUUACAUUGUUCCCUAGGAAAAAAAUCCAAGAAGUGCAUGAAACUGCUGAGGCUGGGGUGUUUGUGGUGUAUGCUAAGAUUGCUGGACUGGUUGAUGGUGAGAAAUGGUGGUAUUCAGCAUGUCGCUGCCACCGUUCUGUGUCUGUUGAAGAUGGCACAUACUAUUGCCCUGGAUGUGACAGCAAUGUGCUUGAAGUUACUCCACGUUUUAGGGUCAAGGUAGAGGUGUCUGAUGGAGAAGAGGAUGCAAGUUUUGUCAUGUUUGACACUGACUGCCAGAAUGUGCUCAUGAAAACAUGCAAGGAGUUAGUUAUUGGUUCAAAGGUAAAAAGUAAUUCUGAGUUGCCUCAAGUCCUGAAGACACUGAUUGGGAAAGAGUUCCUCUUCAAAAUUGAGAAAUCAGCUGAUCAUGGUGCUAAGUAUGAUGAUUCCUACAAGGUUAAGAAAGUAUGUGCUGAUCAGAAUGUGAUUGAUCUGUUCAAGGAUGCUGACAAAGUUAACACUCCCCAAAGGUCAAUCAAGGUGUCCAAGUUCCCCAAUUUGGAAGAUGGAGAAAGUAGCAACACUUCUCCUGGUAUGGGUGGAAUCUAUUCUGGAAACAAAUCUGAGAUUGAUGCUGCUGUGAAGUCACUUGAGGACAUAUCUCCUUUAGGGAGUUUUGCUUCUCCAUCCUUUGUUGAAGCCGAUGAUGGUGGUGCUUCCUGCCCCAAACCUGCCAAGAAACUAAAGAUGAAGUGUGUGAAAAUAGAGAAGGAGUAGUCAUGAAUGGUAGAACUUUGCCUCGACUUGCUGGGGUUUAAAUAAUGCAGUUGGUUGUUUCAAUGAUGUUACAUUCUUACCAAUGUAUCACAUUGUUCGUUUGUUUGUUUCUUUCCUUUUAUGUUAGUG